GGCACUCAUGGCGGUACGGUUCUUGGCAUCGCGUCCUCGCCCAAUGCGAUGCCCCUGUGGCAGGCGGCCGCAGGAGGGAUUAAGCGCGCUGAAUGCGCCAAGUUCCGACCGACUGUCUUGGGCCUGCCUUGGCUUGAAAAGAACCGAAUGAAAAAAGGUCGAUUAAGCGACCAUCAUUGGGGACCAGGUCCGUGGAGGAUUGGUCCUCUUAGCAGGCCCGAGCCCUCUGGUAUGUACAAGAAGAGAUCGACGACCAGAGCAAAAUCUUGACGCACACACACAUCCUGUCGUUUCCGGAAUCCACCCCCCUGCUUUCCCUACAAGAUGGCAACACAUCACCAGCCAUCAUCCAAAACACGUCCCCUGGCGGCGUGGCUGCUGCUGCUCCUCCCAUUGAGCACGGCCGUGCACGCCCUGGCCAGCCUAGCGGUCAUUUUCGAGUCGUCGACAGCGUGGCCGGCUCUCGCCGCGGCGCCGCGGGCGUGCACGACGGGCGGGUGGUCGGCGGCGGUGAAGUCGCCCUGCGGCGACAAGGAGUGCUUCUGCGCUGACGCGCAGUUCAUGGCCGACACGACGGACGAGUGCCUGAGCAUCCGCGUGUCCAACAUCGGCGACAAGACGGCGUUUUCGGUGCAGAAUUACAAUGCUAUCAUGGCGUUCUGGGGCGGCGAGUGCGGCUUCAAGCCUCAGUUCAAGGAGGCCAUGACCCAAAAGGUCACGUACACCAAGACCUACUCUACCGCCGUGCAGACGACACCGGCCGCCAACAAGCAGACGACCACUACCAGCGGCGCCCAAGGUGGCGCAGGACUAACCACAACGACAGACGCGACUUCGACAGCCACCGACACCCCCUCGUCAUCGGGCGGCGGAGGAAAUGGAGGAGGGGGAGGAAACUCGGAUCUGAGCAUCGGCGGGAUAAUCGGCAUCGUGGCGGGCGUGGCCACAGUCAUCAGCACCAUUGUUGGCGUGGUAAUGUGCUACCGUCGGAAGAACCAAUAAUGAAUUAGAGCGAAG
Lasiosphaeria miniovina is the source of this 1017-nucleotide messenger RNA. RefSeq lists its product as uncharacterized. The record is from RefSeq and is a predicted model, not a curated record. The transcript is spliced from 3 exons. Bases 325 to 1002 code for a protein of 225 amino acids. NCBI's taxonomy places the organism in Eukaryota, Fungi, Ascomycota, Sordariomycetes, Sordariales, Lasiosphaeriaceae.